UCGUGGUUCGGCAAUAAUUUCCAUAUUUGGCGAUAUUCCGGCGCGUUAAAUACUUUCAUUUUUCCUCUUCUGAAGACAGUCAUGUGAGGAUUGUGCUGGAGAUUUGAUCACCUCUACAUGUCGGAUGUAUAAUGUAACUACAAUAACAACACGACCGGAUCAGAUCGGGAAAAUAAUACAAACUGAUUCAUAAAUAUAUUCUUACAGGAGAUGUCUACCGGCAGAGGAAAUAUGCGGACUUUGGUGGGAAUGUUUUUGGCUCUGGUGGUCUCAGGUGAUAGAAGGGAAGAUGUCGAAGGCUUUCUUGGAAAAGGAGUCAUUCUGCCGUGCCUCUGCUUGAACAGAACUUUGAAUCUGGAGUUUAAGUGGCAGAAAACACAGUGUAUUGUUAAACACACUGGGAACACUUCAGACUUUAGUAACAACUACGAAAGCAGAGCCAAACUAUUUGUGUCAAAGAACAGCAGCGACUGCUCCCUUCUCCUGAAGAACAUCACACUGGAGGACGAGGGGAUGUACACAUGUAUAUUCAGGGUUAAAGGUGUAUACACACGCUCCUUGGUGAAUCUUACUGUUUCUGUGGAGAAUAUUUCUAUGAUAUACGGCACUGGACCUGAACCUACGUCUCCAGCCCUUAUCCGGACCUUGUGUCGAGUGAUGCCCUUUGUGUUGGUGGUUGUACUUUCCCUGUUCUUGUGUCGCUAUAGGAAAGUUUCAGGUUGGCUGAACGUAGGCGAAGAGGAGAGGGAACCGAGAAUAUCUGUAUGACAUGAGAUGAGCUCCAGAAUGACAAUGUGAAAGUACUUUGUGUGUGACGAGGUGGUUGGUCGAGGAGUUGGCAUCGUGCCCAUCCUGAUUUGUUUGCCUGCAAGUUGCAUCCUGUAUUUCCACUAAUGGAAUGUGCUUUUGAAAAGGGACUGCAAGUGUUCCAACAAUACGCAGUGUGUUUAAAUGUGAUCAGUAAAACUGAAACUCUUUUUGAUAAAAUUACACCCGAAUAAAAAUUUCUUGCUGACACUAAAAUGUCAACAAGACAAAUUUUUUAAAGCAUAAAAAAGUUAGGUCGGAUUCGCAGGUGCUUAAAGCCGGGCUGGACUACCCUGAGCCCAAUCACUGCACUUUAUACACUCUAAGAUCCAUUUUUCAGUCUCCAGGUUUCAUUAUUUAACAACUGAGCUUUAUACUAUAUACUGUAUGUGCCAUAAUUUACAGGAUGUUAAUACAGAUGAAUUUACUACAGCCAGUUUACCAAGCUUAACCUGUUAUUGCAACACUUACAAUUGCAACAGUCAUGAAGAUGUAUGAAAUGAAAGCAUCUCUGGACGACUGACAACUGUGAUUUCCUUGUAAAAUUUGCUCUUUUCUUACAUCACGUUGCUUUAAAAGGUAAUGUAUCUUCUGUAACUGCCUCUGGGGUAGACUGGUUAAGGUGAAAGCUGAAGCUUUACCACAUUUGCUUUUCUUUGUAAAUAAGCACAUUUGGAUUAGCACUGUGGCUGAGAGGUGUAUGUAAUACACUUUAUAAUUCUUCAAGGUUUGAAGUAAAACUCAUGACAUUUUUUGUGACAGUCAUGAGGCACUACCAUUGUCUGUAAAUAAUCCCUACCUGGACACCAAAGUGUCGUCAAAAACAGUUUUCAUCUUCUUCUGUCUGAAAACAUGAAACAUGGCGUCAGCAGCCUUGCUUCUGUGAAUGCAGACACAAGGUUGUCCCACAUAUGAAGGGACAUCAAAAUGUGAAUAUAUAUAUAUGGCCUUUUUCAGAGUUUUACAAAGGGUUAAGACGAAAACUACUCUGAAAAUACUGCAGCUGGGGGAAACAUUUAUCACUUGGGUCUUUUUAUACCACUAACUUUUGAUUUUGUAUUGCUAAUGUUGUUUUGCAUCCUGGAAUCAUCGUCACUGAGUCUUUCUUUGUGUAAACAGCUUUUAAUGUGUCGAAGCUAAGCUGAAAUCUGGUCAGCACUUUUAUAUGUUUGUGGACAUUUCCAAGAUAGGGUUCUGACAUGGAUUUUAGUAAUAACGUUUGUCAUAAAGUUUGAUUUUGGAAAAAGCAGAA
Molecule: messenger RNA, 2059 nt
Organism: Amphiprion ocellaris (clown anemonefish)
Lineage: Eukaryota; Metazoa; Chordata; Actinopteri; Pomacentridae
Exons: 5
Coding region: 211-768 (185 amino acids)
Biological process (GO): immune response; cell surface receptor signaling pathway; T cell costimulation
Cellular component (GO): external side of plasma membrane
Source: RefSeq, a predicted model, not a curated record